AUGACAACACUUCGCAAGUUCGUCGCCACAGACCUUUUCAAUUUCAACUUGAUCAAUCUGGACCGGUUCACAGAGACCUAUAAUCUUGGUUUUUAUGGGUACUACUUUACGCGCUGGCCUUGGUUGCAGCGGGUCGUGGUGGCCCCCGACGGCACGCUGGCCGCCUACAUCCUUGGCAAAGUGGAAGGAAGUGGCCGCAUGCUGCACGGACACAUUUCCGCGGUCACAGUCGCACCGGAGUACCGCCGCCUCGGUGUGGCACGGGCACUGUUGCAGUUUCUCGAACAGGUCUCGGAGCAGCACGCGGGGGCUUUCUUUAUCGACUUGUUCGUACGGGUGAGCAACCGUACCGCCGUGGACAUGUACCAGAGACUCGGAUACGCGAUUUAUCGUACUGUAGUUGGCUACUACGCUGACUCCGAAGACGCCUACGACAUGAGGAAACCGUGUCCCAGUCGUGACCCUACCGGAAGCUGUCUGGUUUGCGCUCGCAACCGCCGUCGCGUCCGUCCGCAUGAAUUGGAGUUCGACUAG
This is a messenger RNA of Cyanidioschyzon merolae strain 10D, 534 nucleotides long. RefSeq names its product similar to N-terminal acetyltransferase complex ARD1 subunit. Gene Ontology annotation, biological process: N-terminal peptidyl-methionine acetylation. Bases 1 to 534 code for a protein of 177 amino acids. Lineage: Eukaryota; Rhodophyta; Bangiophyceae; Cyanidiales; Cyanidiaceae. Gene Ontology annotation, molecular function: protein-N-terminal amino-acid acetyltransferase activity. The record is from RefSeq and is a predicted model, not a curated record. Gene Ontology annotation, cellular component: NatB complex. The transcript has a single exon.